Messenger RNA from Blepharisma stoltei, 5518 nucleotides. Lineage: Eukaryota; Ciliophora; Heterotrichea; Heterotrichida; Blepharismidae. The record is from the annotation of a GenBank genome assembly.
AUGAGGCACCAAAGUAAUGCCCCAUGGCGUAAUUCUCAACGCACUAAAAAAAGACGGCUAGAAGACUCCGCUUACCGCCGCGACAAAGAAUUUGCUCAUCCUGAGCUUCCAAUCCACAGCCGUCGUCUUGAUAUUAUGAAAACCCUUUCAGCAGUCCAAGUCCUGAUAGUCCAAGGUGACACAGGCUGUGGCAAAACAACCCAACUUCCCCAAUUCAUAGUCCAAGAGUACCCAAACUGUCGAGUUGCAGUCACCCAGCCCCGUCGUUUAGCUGCAAUCGGUGUCGCUCGUCGAGUCAGCAAAGAGCUUGGUACCUAUUUAGGCUCAACAGUAGGAUACCAUAUUCGCGGUGAAAAGCGAUAUGGCCCAGAGUCAAAAAUCGUGUUUAUGACAACUGGUAUGUUUAUCCAAGAACUCGUUGGCAUUACUGACGAGCUUCCUUGGACACAUAUAAUCCUUGACGAAGUCCACGAACGAGCUGUAGAAACUGAAUUUCUCUUAGUCGUCCUAAAACAUCUCCUAUCAAAAUGCCCAACCAAGCUCAUUCUAAUGUCAGCUACAAUUGACGCAAGGCUUUUCGCUAACUAUUUCGCUGACUCUGAAAUCCACAAUGUCCACAAUCAAUUUGUUGACCCAAAAAAGACCAAUGAUGAUGAUUGAGCCCCAAACCAAUUUCGCGUUGGGAUCACCAAAACGUCAAGUCCUUUUGAAAUUGACAGAGAAGACGCUGCACCUAUCAAGCUUGCUGGACCUAAAAAUUUUGACGUAAAAGAAGUAUACCUUGAUGAGAUCACUGGAGAAAUGAUCAAUGAAUUUUUUCAGCUUUCUGAUGUAGAGCGUGAAGAAACGGCUAAUUAUUACCGUGAUGAGCUUGUAGAAAUCUUGCCAAGUUUCUAUAAGGUUGCGGCUUACUUAAUAAGAGCUCAGCAUUUUUUAAGGAUUUUUGAAGAACAAGAACCCCAAACAUUUUUAAUUUUUUUGCCUGGGAUACACGAAAUCACGAAAAUGGCAAAAGUUUUAUUAGAAGAUGUAAUGAAAGACUGCGCACAGGACUUAGAAAUAUGUAUGCUGCACUCUUCAAUUCCUGAAGAAAACCAUGCCAAUAUUUUUAGCAGUCCUGAAGGAAAAAGAAGAAUUAUUAUUUCGACUAAUAUUGCUGAGAGCUCUAUAACACUGCCAGAUGUGAGAUAUAGGGGAAUAUCCACUUAUAGCUUGCUAUUGGGAGGAUUCUGCAUGUUUUUGAUCUGGCUAAUUAAGCCUGACAUAAAAAGUAUAGUAAACCCUAAUCUAGCAGGGUGGAUGUGACCCUAUUGAGAUCAAGCUGUAUUGUGUAGCUAUAUAUUAUUGAUUUUUGUCUAACUAAAGAAAUCACAUAUAACAGCAAAAGCAUGUCAGAAAUGCUCGAACUGCAUUGGGCUUGCAAAGCAGUCAUGAAGCAAAGGGCAGGUAGGGCUGGAAGAGUAGCUGAAGGGGUUGUAUUUAGAUUAAUCCCAGCAAGCUUUUUUAAUGAACUAGCUGAUUUUUCAAAGCCAGAAAUACAGAGAUGCCCUCUUGAUAAAUUGGUGCUAAAAGUAAAACAGCUACAGCUGGGAACUCCUGUAGAUAUAUUAGGAAGAGCUAUCCAGCCACCAGAUAUAGCUGAAGUGAAGAGGGCUGAGGAGUAUCUUAAAGAAAUGGGCGCUUUGUCAGAAGAAUACAACUUGACAUGACUUGGACGAGUUUACUCUGAUAUGCCAUGUGAUGUAAAAAUCAGCAGACUUUGCUUGUUUGGAUACGUUUUUGGGUGCCUUCAUGAGUCAUUAGUGAUGGCUUCAGCUUUGUCUCAAGAAAAAAAUGUGUUUGCUAGCUGUGCACAUUUGGAUUAUAAAAUUGCUAAAUCCUCUGUGUUAAUUGGAACCAAAAAAUCUGCUCGGGCUAUUUUUUUUAAAAAAAAAAAUCUUAACAAUUUAAUUAAUCGAUUUAAAGUGCUAAAUUUGUCUAAAUAUCAUUUUCUUGGGCUUUCCUAUUUAUAAAGAGGUAAUGGAAACAAUAAUUUUAAUGCAUAUGUUGUUAUUAUUAAAACUCUAAGGCUGUCAUCGAGCAUUUCUCUCUUUUGAUAGUUAUUUUUACUUAUAAAUAUUUGUUUCAAUUUAAAAGCGAGAGUAAAUAUGAAAGCCAAAGAUAUGCUAUGCGACUGAGGUGGGAUAAUUAUGCUUUUAGUGACCCUAUAGCUUAUAUGAGGGCUUAUCAAGUAUGAUAUCAGCAGUGGGGAAAAGUUUAUAAAAAUAAAUUAGAAGAAAGCUAUAGACAUACAAGAAAACCAGAAAUUUCUUUUGAAGAAAAGCAAUGAUGCAAAGCGAAUUCUGUAGAUUAUAGCGUACUAACCCUCCCCCAUUAAUAGCAAGCGAAAUCUAUCAAUUUUUAAAACAACGCACAAAAAUAUUUAAUAUAUAAUUUUAGAAAAAUUAGAAACUUUAUAUGACUUCAUUGGUUUAAAAUAUCUUUCAAUAGCUUCAAAUAGAAAAUUUGAUGCAUUUUUUUUUCUUAAUUUAAAAACUUAUAUAUCUCCAAAAAUCUUAUUUAAAUUCUAAAUUAAAAACUACAAAAAGUCUUUUUAUUAAAUGAGAAAAGAAUAAGAGAAAUGUGUGAAACUUAUAUGGAGCUUGAAAGAAGGCUUACUAUGAUCGGACUAUCUAAAGAGCAUUUAAAAAAUCGACUCGGCACUGGCCAAGAAGAUAUUUUGACUUUAAAAUUGUGCUUAGCUGCUGCUUAUAAUGGUAAAUAUUUAAUUUCCCAUUAUGCUUACGAAGACGAAGUCAUGAGAAGAAAACGCGAGCAGCAGCUCGGUGAAAAUUCUUCAUCAAAAGUAUUAAUUCCAAACAUCCCUGAUUAUUGUAGAGAAAGUGAUAUUGCUCGAAUUCUUACCGAGUGUCGAUCAACCCAUAUAAAUAUGCAUUUUGAAUAUGGGAACGCAGUUUUAACUUUUGACCCUACUGAAGGUCCAAGGCCACUCCAAAUGUGCUUAUGGCUCGGAAAUUAUGGCCCGAGAUACAGAUGUGGUGAUUUUAUAGUUGUGAAAAAAAAUAUCCGCAAUGAACAAAGAGAUUUGCUCCAAAGUAUGGACCCUGAAAAUCUAGCCCAACAUAUAAAUUACAUAGCUCGUCAGCAGCCUCGAGAAGGGAUGACUUUUCAACUAGGCGAAGAAAAUUUUGCAGGAAAUAAAAUUUUUGUGGAAGCUUUUUGCCUGCCAAGGCCUGAAUACUUGUAUAGGCUUGGGUUUAUUGAUUUGCUUACUGGGCUUGGAAUUAAUAUUGAUGAAUAUUCUGUUUGCAAAGUCUGUGUUGAAAGCAAUCCAUUAAUGGAGCAGCUUCAUAUGGCUGUUUGUGCUGAAUUUACAGAAAAACGCAACAAAACCACAGCAUCCCACGUCACAGUUUUCCCAAAAUUCCCACUUUUACCACACAUUUUGAGCAUGAUUUUUACAAGAGACGUCAAUUUUUUCCAAAAUAAUGGAAAAUAUGGAGGGAUUAUGGUAGGGACAACUGUGCUGAAAUUUAAAUAUAACUUCACUGGAAAAGAUGUAGAAGAAAUCAAUGAUAUCAGGAAAGAAAUUUCUGAAGCAUUAUUUGAUGAAAAAGGGAUUUUAAAUCCAAAGCCUCUACAAGUAAAGGACAAAAUAAUAAGAUUAAUAACAAAAAGAAGACUCCCUUUAAUUGAUGAACAAUGAAGACAUGUCCUAGAAAGCUUUAAUCCUUAUGAUGUUGUACCUUAUAAAGAAGAAGAAGAGCCUAAAAUUGAAGAUGGAGCUAUUCAACCAAAAAAAAUUGAGGUUUAUUUGAAGCCGCUAAAAAAGCUGCCAGAUGUAAUUGAUGAUGUAAGACUUUGGUCUGAAGAAGGUCAAAGGGCAAUAGAAAGAGAAAUGUAUCUAAUCAGCCUACAAAAAGAAGAAUUCGUACAAAAAAUAAAAAAUGAUGCAAGAGCUGCCAGAUUGACUAGAGCUGAGCUAAUAUGUAAAGAAUGCAAAAUGACUAUAUGUGCUUAUUUUAAUGCAAACCCUGUAAAUAUCAAUCCAGCGAGCGGUGUUUUUACUAUAACUGGCAUUUUUGCGUCUGUAAAAAUGCUUGAUGAUCUUAGAGAUGAACAAGUAAACUGUGAUUUUAUAAGAAAUUUUCAGUAUAACUUGCUUGAUGUCGAUAAAUGGGCAGCUUGCAUGGAAGGGCAUAUUAUAGGUUGGGAAUCUCAAGGAAAAUGCUUUAUCGACCAUAAUUCGCCUUUAUUAGUCAUGAUGCCUUCAGGCGAAAUUUGUAACUGGAGCUCAAGACUGUGGGCAAAUGGUAUUGAAGGCUUCAGAAAUUAUUGCAGGUCUCAUGAAGAAAUUAAAAAGCAAAAGCCCAAAAAGACUCAUUGCGACCUAUGCAAAUUAUUAGAUUAAGAUGUGUCUUUAUUGUCCCCACUUCCUGAGUACUAUGCGUUGCACAAUUAAAUUGAGCCCGGGCCAAAACCCGCGAUUUAUUGGUAGAGAGGCAUUUUCCCUCAAUUGUCCGAGUCAUACAGACUUUGCAGGAAACCUCUAUUUCUAACCCAAGCAACCAGCUUACACAACUCUGCUUAGCUUAGGCCAGGUCGCCCCUUUCACAGGACCCUUUUAAACUGGGGAGACUGUAGCCCUUGAGAGGGUUGUCUAGUCUAUCUUCCCAAUUUUCCCUGGUUCAUCACCAAUGAAAGCUCAACCGCUUACACGAUCGGGACAGGCCAAGAAGAAGUCUAGGCAAGUAAGUCGCCCUGCCUCUAUCGGACACUCACCUGGGCCUGGGUGCUUCUGGCAAAAAACUGCCGCUCGAGUCAGUCACUAAUCAGCGGAAAUAGCAUUGAGGCCUCUCUUUGCACCAAAAACCACGUCCCGAUAUACAUAAGAACACCCACGAGGACAGGUCGUUCGUCACCGGCCAUUUUAUGUAUACACCUAUACAAAUUAGACUGCAUUGAUGAGAGGGAUUUUUAUCAUCACGUCGUUAUUAGUAAAGAGCACUCAAUGAAUGUAACUGCAUUUUUAAGAGAUUAUAAUUAUUAAUAUCUAUAAUGUCCCUAUUCGUUUGAUUCUAUGCUCCACAGAUUUCGUUGUAGGGUGGUAGAGAAUACCUGGCUUAAACCUAGGUCUAAAUUCUCUGGUUUUAAUAGCUAUCGGUCAAUUACUGACUUUACUAACCAUCUCAAAUCCAGCCCAAGAGAUUGAGCAAGUUGACAUCAUCACUACCCUUCAAACACCAGAACGACUAUUAAAAAAGCCUGCUUCAUAUAGAUAGACUCCAGUUUGCUCAACAGUCAUAUCAUCUAUGGCAAGCCAGUCAAAAAGGCGCUACUGUGAAAAAGAGAUGCAAUUAACUGCAAAGGAGUUAGAACUAAAAGCAGCUAAUUAUAGCAAAGCAGCAAUGUCAGCUCAAAAUAAAUGCCAAUUGUACAUAAGGACACCUACAAUAGAAAGAUAGGAGGCUCAUCUCACUCCAUUUUAUUUAUAUUGUAUUUAAGAGAUGGAUUUUAA